Lipotes vexillifer (Yangtze River dolphin) is the source of this 1056-nucleotide messenger RNA. RefSeq names its product modulator of apoptosis 1 (gene MOAP1). Gene Ontology annotation, biological process: regulation of apoptotic process. Lineage: Eukaryota; Metazoa; Chordata; Mammalia; Artiodactyla; Lipotidae. The record is from RefSeq and is a predicted model, not a curated record.
AUGACGCUGAGGCUCUUAGAAGACUGGUGUAGGGGGAUGGAUGUAAACCCGCGGAAAACGCUGUUGAUUGCCGACAUCCCCCAGACCUGUAGGGCAGAAAUUGAGGAGGCUCUGCGAUCUGGUUUUGCUCCCUUGAGCGAGUACCGACUGCUCGGGAGGAUGUUCCGGAGGGAAGAGAACAGGAAUGCAACCUUAAUAGGAUUAACUGAGGAGACGAGUCAUGCUCUGGUCCCUAAAGAGAUACCCGGAAGCGGGGGUGCCUGGAGAGUGAUCUUUAAGACCCCUGACCCAGACAAUGAAUUUUUAAGCAGGUUACAUGAAUUCCUAGAGGGAGAGGGCGUGACAUUGGGUGAGUUUACCAGAGCUCUUGGGUAUGGAAACGACCUUUUUGACCUAGACCAGGACAUGAUCCCAGAAGUGCGGGCCCCUAUGUUGGCACAGGCAUUAGAUGAGGCUCUUCAGCCUGCCCUGCAACACCUGGAAUACAAAAAGCUGAGAGUAUUCUCAGGCAGUGAUCCUCCAGAGCCAGAAGAAGAAGAGUUUGAAUCCUGGCUGUUUCACGCCACUCAGAUGAUGAAGACAUGGCAGGUGUCAGAUGCCGAAAAAAGGCGGCGAUUGCUAGAGAGCCUUAGAGGCCCGGCAUCAGAUAUCAUUCGCGUCCUCAAGAUAAACAGUCCUUUAAUUACAGCCCCUGAAUGCCUGCAUGCUCUGGAGCAGGUAUUUGGGGUUACCGAUAAUCCUAGGGUGUUGCAGGUCAAAUAUCUGACCACUUACCAGAAGGAUGAAAAGAAAUUGUCUGUGUAUGUACUAAGGCUGGAGCCUUCACUACAGAAACUGGUAUAGAGGGGAGCAGUUGAGCAAGAAGUUGUGAAUCAGGCCCGCCUGGAGCAAGCCGUUGCUGGAGCAGUCCACAGCACACCUUGCAGGAAGUUUGCUCUGUCAGAGGACGGCUCAGCCCCUGGAUUAUUGCAGUUACUGACACUAAUAAAGGAUGAAGAGGCAGGUGAGGAGGAGGCGGCCCUCCUCCAGGCAGGAUUAGAGGGGCAUUUCACCUGA